Molecule: messenger RNA, 1442 nt
Organism: Ziziphus jujuba (common jujube)
Lineage: Eukaryota; Viridiplantae; Streptophyta; Magnoliopsida; Rosales; Rhamnaceae
Exons: 2
Coding region: 182-1048 (288 amino acids)
Source: RefSeq, a predicted model, not a curated record
CAAAGCUGAGACUUUGUCAAUUUUUAUUUUUUAUUUUUUAUAAUAUUUCACAUUUCAAAGUUUCAUAAUUCCAUUUCCUUCUCCCAAAAACAAAUAAAAACAUAGAAACAGUAAAAAAAAAAAAAAUGUAAAAACACAGAAAUUGAAAACAGAAAACAGUUAAAAAAAAAAAAAAAAACAAAUGGCUUCACUGGCAACACAUCUCUCGGCGUUUGUCUUCCUCUUCCCUACAGGUCUCCAUCGCCUCCUCCGUUCCUCCUCUCUAUACCUCGAAAACCCAUCUAUCUACAGAUCCAAAACAUGGUAUUUCUCAGAACCCAGAUGGAAAAACUUGGACUUGUACGCUCUCAUUGUAGCCUUACCCAUUGCCUCUUUCUCCGAGAUUUUCAUCUUCUUGAAUUUUACCGGUAACCCAACUUACAGAUUUGGUUUUUUCCAGCAAUCAGCAGUGGUAUUCCUCUUCUGGGUACUCAUCCUUUUGAUCAUUUUCCGAGAAAACUUUAACCUUUUACAUAUUAAUGAAGGCUUUGUGUUCGUCUUGGUGGGGAUUUCGUUUCUUGCUGAGUAUUCAGUGAUCGGCAAGGGGAUUACGGGUCUCAGUGGCACUGUUUAUGAAUUGUUAGGUGCUUUGGCACUUAUCUGUGCUGGCUGUUGUAUGUAUUUGUCAAUCAGACCCUGGUCGUUCUUCGCAGAGUUUUUGCUGUCUUCGGGAUUGAUUUUCAAAGGUACAUGGAUUUUGCAAACUGGGUUGUCUUUGUAUACCGAUGUGUUUGCUUUGAAAGGGUGUCAGAAAAUUUCAAUGGUUUUGACCAAAGAAGAUGCUGAUGUGCGGUGUGAUCUUGAAGAGGAUGGUCUGAGGGGUGCUGCUUUGAUGAAGUUAUUGUUCAUUGGGCAUGCAAUUGGAGUCUUGGUAUUGAGUUUUGUGUCAUUUGGAUUGGUUUCGAGCAAAAGGAGAUCGAGAAAUGGUGAAGCAGGAGGGCCGUUGUUAGCUCAGCUUGACUCACAGACUGUGUUCAUGCGUCCAAACGCUGAGCUUGAGCUUGAAUGAAUGAAAUAUGAUUGAGAUUUCCCAUCAGCUGAAACUGGAAAAAGAAUCAUUAUCAUGUUAGUCUCUUGGGUUUAUACCACAGUUUUAUUUAUUUAUUUUAAACAGAAAAAAACUAUUUUUGAAGAAGCUAAGUGCAUGUUGACAAUCUUAAUAUUGAGAGUUUUGCAAUCUUCUUAUCCCACAGUGGCUGAUAUAAUAAGGGUCUGCAUCAUUAAUAUUACUGCAGAAGUGUAGUUUCAAACGAAUCUAUGCUCCUAAUGUGCUUUUCCUAGCAAAUUCCUUGUUAUACAAUUUCUCACUUAGAUUCCCACUUGUAUUCUACUCAAGUAUCAUUAAGCAGUUUACUGAUCUAUCUACUUGUCUUUGCCUAAGCACAUUUUAUAUCAUUCCGGCA